AUGGGAAGCCAAACGAAACCUUUCCGCUCUGCUGAUGCGUCGUUUAUGGAUUACGUCGCAUACGGGCAGAGAAGUGACGUUUUCUUUAGUGGCCAAACGAAUCAACCGGCUGCUCCGCGGCAGUCUAUAAACCCAUCGAAUGUAUUCCCACCGAUCGGUACCUUCAGUCUCGAAUCAACCACGAUGGCCGCCCCCACUCAGGGCGUUUUCGGUGGCAAUGACGCCAUGGGUGUGCUGGGUACCUCUGGUACUACUGGCUCGAUCGGGGUGUUCAAUGCCAACGCCAUCAUGAACGUUCCAAAUAACAUGGGUAACGCGAACAAUUCUUACUCCAAUGCCCAAAACAGCAACGGCGUUGAUACAAGCCAGGGAACGCGCGAGACCGGUAUUAUUGAAAAAUUGCUGCAUUCGUACGGGUUUAUCCAAUGCUGCGAACGACAGGCUCGACUCUUCUUCCACUUUUCGCAAUUUGGAGGCAACAUCGAACAUCUGAAGAUUGGCGAUCCGGUUGAGUUUGAGAUGACGUACGACAGGCGAACCGGAAAACCAAUCGCCAGCCAGGUCACGAAAAUCGCUCCGGAGGUGGUACUGUCGGAGGAACGCGUGACCGGCACCGUUACGACUGAGUUGAAGAGUGACUCGGCUACACCCGGGAACACUAGCUCUUCCACUUCGAGCGACACAACGACCGGGCGUAUUAGCUACGAAAAUCGUGGCGAGUGCUUCUUCCUACCCUAUACCAAAGAUGACGUCGAAGGAAACGUGUCCCUGCGUUCGGGUGAUAAAGUUAGCUUUCAGAUAGCGACGAAUCAAAGAGGUAACUUGGGAGCAUGUCACAUUCGCUUGGAAAAUCCGGCUCACCCAGUCAAAUACCGUGGUGUAGUUUGUUCGAUGAAGGACACGUUUGGAUUCAUCGAACGGGCGGAUGUGGUAAAGGAGAUCUUCUUCCAUUUUUCCGAGGCGGAUAACACUAUCGAACUUCGUCCUGGUGAUGAUGUGGAAUUUAUCAUCCAAACCAGAAAUGGCAAAGAGGUAGCUUGCAAUAUUGCUCGCUUGCCCCCCGGAUCGGUAAUAUUUGAGGAUGUUGACACCACCAUCUACAAAGGGCAGGUACUGAAACCAUUAGAUCGUAAUAAUCCGACACGUCAGCAAACGAACGAUCCGCUGCCAGGACGCAUUCGAUAUCGUGCUGCCGAUCAUUCGGAGGUAGAAGUGCCAUUUGGAGACAAGGACCAGAAAGGCGAUUACACGCUUCGCCACGGUGAUUGGGUACAGUUUCUGCUAGCUACCGAUCGUCGUGAUCAGUUGCAACGGGCCACAUCGAUUUCCCUGCUGGAUGAAACAUUCCAAGUGAGCGGCGAGAAACGCGAGCAAGGCGUUGUGGCGUCGCUAAAGGAAGGUUUUGGAUUUUUACGCUGCGUCGAACGCAAUGUUCGGUUGUUUUUCCACUUUACUGAGGUGCUAGACACGAGCCGCGAAAUUAGCAUUGACGACGAGGUAGAAUUUACUGUCAUACAAGACCCUGGUUCAAGUUUCGCCAACAAUCGCCAGAGCGCAAUACGAAUUAAGCACUUACCCGUUGGGACGGUAAAGUUCGAGACGUUGAUUGAGAACAAUGUCGAAGGCAUUGUGUCAAGAGAGGCACCCAAAAGUCCCAUCAAAUCACAGGAACGCACCGAGGGUGGAGUUAUUACCUACGUUCAAGGGUCUAUUAAAAAGACUAUUAUGUAUUUCUUGAAAGAUUGUGAUAAGCCACCGCGCGUGGGUGAUAAAGUCAGAUUCAAUAUUUGUCAGGUGAAACGUAACAAAGAAUUGAUCGCGACAAACAUUGUGGAGAUCAGUUCUAAUACGCAUCAGGCUCAGCAAUUGCAACAACUACAACAACAACAACCAUUGCAGCAACAACUGCAACAAUCUUCUAUUUCAAUUGAUACGCAGCUUUCUUCGAUUGCUUCCGUUCAAUCUAUGCAAUCGCCUACAGCAGGACUUAGCAAUGGCACCAGAACGAACGGCAAUUCCGUUUUGAAAUCUAACUACACCAAUGGAAAUAUAAAACCGGGAAAAAUUCAUCAUGGAUUCAUCGCAGUAUUGAAGGAAAAUUUUGGUUUCAUCGAAACUGUUGAGCAUGAUCAGGAAGUGUUUUUCCACUUCAGCAAUUUUGUUGGCAAUAGCAACUCGCUGGAAUUGGGUCAGGAAGUGGAAUAUACGCUCUCCACUCGUAAUGCCAUUAAUGCGGGCAAUUGCAUUCCGGCGGAGAAUGUAAAAGUGCUACCGAAGGGAACUAUUCAGCAGCCGAAAGUUCUUCCGGCAAGCUUCAAUGGGUCUGUGUUGCGUCCGUUGCGCUGUAUUAAUCCAGACCAAGUUGAGUAUAGUGGUUUGGUGCAGGUGAAGAACGAUAAUGGAGACACACUUUCGACCCAUGAGUUUGGUAUUACUAGUUUGAAAAAUCAUCGUGAUCUUUUGCAAAAAGACGAUGUGGUGACAUUCAAAAUCGACGAACUAAAUCGUGCAAUGGAGAUUGCUCCCGUUCGAACCAAAAAGCAAGCUAAGGUAGAUUCCAUCAAGGGGCAGUUUGGAUUCUUAGACUUCGAGGUAGAUGAAGGGAAAAAACUGUUUUUCCAUAUGUCUGAUGUUCAAGGCAACGCCAAUCUCUAUCUCGGCGAUACGGUAGAGUUUUCAAUCGUUACUAACCAGCGAAAUGGGAAAACUUCUGCGUGCAACGUUGUUAAACUAAAUGAUGCCAAUGGACCACGUCCAGAGCGAUUGAUUUCUCGUAUCAAGUUAAACUCCGUUGACGAAAGCGGACCACGUCUGACUGUCAUUCGUGCGCCUAAAGGACCUGAUGGUACUAAAGGCUUCCAAGCAUCUGCCAGAUCUCCUCGUUUGGUUGGUAAGUAG
This is a messenger RNA of Anopheles nili, 2898 nucleotides long. It is a transcript of the gene Unr, whose product is annotated as cold shock domain-containing protein E1. The transcript has 10 exons. Lineage: Eukaryota; Metazoa; Arthropoda; Insecta; Diptera; Culicidae. The coding region runs from base 1 to 2898 and encodes 965 amino acids. The record is from RefSeq and is a predicted model, not a curated record. Gene Ontology annotation, molecular function: nucleic acid binding.